AUGUUACUAUUCUCCAGUAUCCUUGCCCUCCUGGCCCUCCCACACACUGUCCUCGCCGGUCUCCAAUUAGACUACGCCGACGUCCCAGCCGCCUGCGUCACAACCUGCCGCGCCAUAGCAGAACUAAGCGGGAUCUGCGACGUCGACGCCGACUUCGACGACAACAACGCACAGUUAGAGGACCUCAUGAAGCUGCAGUGCAUCUGCACCAACGCGAGCUUCGACGUCCCUGUCGCCACGGCCCUCUGCGCCAGCUGCAUUGACCAGAACGGCAUGCCCAGCGACCGCGACGACAACAUGGACGACAUCGGCGAAAUCAUGGCGCGCUGCGGGUUCCAAAACCUCACGUGGACGCCUGAUGUCGCGGUGGGCGCGGUUCCCGGGGUCGUUGAUGUCUAUGUCAGCGCUACGAGGCUCAUCAGCCCGGCGCAGAUUACUACGAGUGUGGAUUUUGCGCCGCCGCCGCCGACGGCUACGCCUAGUCAGGGUGCACAGGGCCAGGGCGAAGAGGGUAAGGGUGAAGAGGGUAAGAAUGAGCAAUGUCAGGGGAAGCAAGGGAUGGCACCGAAGAAACACAAGUGGUUACAUUCGGGUUGGUGGUGA
Diaporthe batatas is the source of this 603-nucleotide messenger RNA. RefSeq lists its product as uncharacterized. NCBI's taxonomy places the organism in Eukaryota, Fungi, Ascomycota, Sordariomycetes, Diaporthales, Diaporthaceae. The record is from RefSeq and is a predicted model, not a curated record. The transcript has a single exon. The coding region runs from base 1 to 603 and encodes 200 amino acids.